Messenger RNA from Purpureocillium takamizusanense, 2167 nucleotides. RefSeq lists its product as uncharacterized. NCBI's taxonomy places the organism in Eukaryota, Fungi, Ascomycota, Sordariomycetes, Hypocreales, Ophiocordycipitaceae. The transcript is spliced from 2 exons. The record is from RefSeq and is a predicted model, not a curated record. The coding region runs from base 452 to 2167 and encodes 571 amino acids. Gene Ontology annotation, cellular component: cytoplasm; nucleus. Gene Ontology annotation, molecular function: protein binding.
CGGUGCAGUGGAUGCGCAUCCCAAGAGCGGAGCCUGGUGUCCUACGCCACUGGAAGACCCUCCCUUUUCACGAGGCAGUCGCCCGCCUCUAUGCCCACACUCUCAUCCGUGUUUUCGAACGAUCGUACAAAAUCUGUAAGUAAUUGGUGAUGCGUCACAAUUUUGGAGCAACACAUGUAGAUGCAUGGCACUCACUGUGCAUAUACGGGCCCCCCUACUUCAAAAGCUGUUGGCUCUCUGGUUGAGAUUGGUCAUGCCAAGCUGUAUCUGCGUUGGUCAACGACUGGAGCAUCGUACAAAGUCGCCAACCUCCACUGACGUUACGAAUCACCGUCAACCACCUAGCAAAGCGUAGCCUCCAACUGAAGUUGGUCUCUGGGUAAGUGCACUCACCAACAGGUCCUAGGUCACCAUCUACCCCUCAUGUUUGACGCGUGACCGUGAUCGCUCCAUGUCAGGGCGCGCUGCAAUGGACGAGGACGAGGAGCCGUAUCAAUGGGGUCACUUGGAAUGCGGACCUCCUCCGCCUUCAGAUGAAGGAUGGGACCCCCCAGACCCGCUGGUUCUAAAAUAUGGCGAUGACCCUUUCGUCAACGCAGCAAAGGACCCUCAUGCGGUGAAGAGGCUUCUCGCAGAUGGCACACACGUCACUCCCGAAGGUGUACUUGCCGCGGCUGACGCCUGCCACACGGGCGCGCUUGAAGUCCUUCUCGAGGCCGGAAUUUCGGCAAAUAUUAGGUCUGAGUCGGCCGCAGCCCCAGACGCCGGGGUUCCGACGGGCUGGACGACGCGGGACGUUAUGGUUACCUGGCGCAACGUGAUAUUUUACGACGAGUGGCAGGAAUGGUUUCCGCUACGGACCGUCUCACAGGCGACGAGGUUGCCAAUAACCCAUGAAGCGAUAGAGCGGCAAAUCGAUGUGAUGCGACUGCUGAUCAAGAAAGGUGCGGACCCGUACGCUCUGUACCGAGAGGCUCUUGGGCGCUGCAAUUGGUAUCCCUUUCCCGGCGAUGCGUACGAUGAAGAGCUCGACCCUCCCUGGGAAGACCGUUACGCCGAGGAACCGCCCCCGCAGGGCCGCUUAUACGGCACUCGAAGCGUCAUUCAUUCUCUCUUUGAAGAAGGAGGACAGGUGUUGCCUUUUUUUGACGAAGACUUUCCGCUCUCGUUGGAGUCCCGCGAUCCACAGGGGCGGACCAUCCUUCACUCCGCCUGUCGAAGCGGCUUGGGUGCGGACGCCCUGGUAGGAACCAUCUUGGGGGAAGUGGAACGCAACGAUUACAAUCGCAAGAUCUUUGUCACUGCAGAGGAUGCGGAUCUCUCCUUGUUCCACGCCCUGCGACUGCGCAAUGCCGACUUGCUUGCUGUUGACGACAACGGAAAGCACAUACUACACCACAUGCUCGAGGCGAAUAGGCUGUGGCCUUGGGGCAGUCGGCCGCCGGUGAUCCACAAUGCCUUCUCCUACGUCCUUGCCAAUCUCCCCGAAUUAGUUCAGAAACCCGACCGGCACGGGACGCUGCCCCUCCACUCCGCCUUUCAACUCUGGUGUCGUCACCAGUGGUUCAGCAAUAUGGAGGAUGAAAUCGGCAUCGUAACCAUGAUUCAGGAGCUCAUCGCCGCCGGGGCCAAUCCACUCGCCACGGACGGUAGGGGCAACACGGCGCUGCAUUAUCUUGCCGCCAACGGUCUCGCCGAGCGGCUUCGUUCCGAGGUCGCCCGACGCGUGCUUCGUCAAUUUAUAGACCUGGGUGUGGACGUGAACGCGCGUAAUGCAUCGGGGCGGUCGGCCAUGGAAGUAUUCCUCGACGAUGACGGGAGCAUUUCUGAGUUUCGAGAGUCAAGAUAUAUGUGCCGAGUAAUUUACAAGCAGGUUCCAGUCGAGGAAGAGCUGGAUGCGGAGGUGUUUGAAAUGUUUGACAAAGCCGGAGUGAAAUGGAUGGAGACUGAUGGCAAGGGCAGGACGCUGCUUCACAUAGUAGCAAAGCAUGAUAUAGCGAGGACGAGAGGCAGGAUGACAUUUCUGCUAAACAAGGGCGUCGAUGCGCUAGUCAAAGACUCAGAGGGAAGAACCGCAGUGGAUGUCGCACAACAAUAUGCCACAAGGGAGACUGCGUCUGUGCUACAGGCUCAAAAACCAGAGCUAAGUCUGAACAGAGAGUACUGA